AUGCCGGUAGAAUUGAGACCUAGGAGGUCGAAGGGUAUGCACACUAUGACGAAGAGCCCUGAUACCAUGAAUUCCGCUGACCAAAGUGAAGCUACCACGCCUGCAGAGUCGGCCGCUGUCGAAGCGACGCCAAAGCCUAAAGUUGCAAAGACGCCCAAGUCCACGAAGCGCAAGGCCGAGGAUGAUUCCCCCACCGCUACGAAGAAGCAGAAGUCCGUGAAGACACCGGCUAAGACCAAGGAGGUUGCGGACGCCCCAGCUGAAGGAGCCGAGAUAUCGACCCCGGCGCCCAAGACCAAGAAGGCAAAGACACCUGCGAAGAAGAAGGAUACGGAGGAAUCAGCUCCAGAGGCGUCUGAGAAGCCAACGCCAAAGCCCAAGAAGGAAAAGACACCUGCCAAACCCAAUGAGACACCUCAGUCUGCCAUCGUAGAGACCCCUAAACCUGCCGGCAAGGUCACUCCGAAGCCUACUGCCAAGGAGACUCCAAAGGCUAUUAGCAAGGCAACGCCGAAGUCUGUCACGGAAGCUGCUGCCAAGGAGACACCCAAGUCGGCUGGCAAGGCACCUCCGAAGUCUGCUCCGAAGUCUGCCGUCAAGGAGACCGCUCAGCCUGCUGAAAAGGCAACCCCAAGAUCUACCGCCAAGGGCACUCCGAAGUCUGCCACCAAAGAGGCUGACGGAACCCCUGCCCCCAAGCCCAAAGCCAAACAGGAGAAGACCCCGAAGAAGACGCCCGCUCAGCCCACUCCCGCAAAAUCCGCGAAGGCCGUGAAGAAAGCCGAACCCGAGCAGAUCGUCGAGGAGCAGGAGAAGGUUGCCGAAGAGGUGGAGAAGGAUGCCACGGCUGCUGCUGAGGAGGAGCAAGCCUUCUCUGAUGAGGAGGUUGACGAACAGACCAAAGCUCUUGUCCUGGCUGUCGACAGUGGAGAUGAAGACGAGCAAGCUUCUGGAGUGAUCACCUUUGAGGAGGGGCAAGACGUGGGUAAAAUUCCUGACAUCUCCAAGGAGCUCUCCAAGAAGGAGAAGAAGGAGAAGAAGGCCCUCAAGGCCGCCUCAAAGACCAAGGAGGAGACUGGAGUGAUCUACAUCGGCCGUCUGCCCCAUGGUUUCUACGAGCACGAGAUGAAGAAUUACUUCUCCCAGUUCGGUGCGAUUCGCAACUUGAGAGUCUCCAGAAACAAGAAGACCGGAAGGGCGAAGCACUUCGCUUUCGUGGAGUUUGAAGAGGCUAGCACUGCUGAGAUUGUGGCUAAGACUAUGGACAACUAUCUGCUGUUUGGACACAUCCUCAAAUGCAGUGUCAUUCCCAAGGCACAAGUUCACAAAGACCUGUUCAAGGGCUCGAACAAGAGAUUUAAGUCGAUACCAUGGAACAAGAUGCAGGGCAAGGAAAUGGAGCGACCAAAGUUGGAGAAGCAGUGGGAGAGGAGCAUCAAGCGAGAGAACAAGAAGCGAGCUGCGAGAGCGAAGAAGCUUGAGGCCUUGGGUUACGAGUUCAACGCGCCGGAACUCAAGUCCGUCACCGAGGCGAAGGCCGCCGUGGAGCAAGGAGAGGCACCCAAGGCGAUCGAGGCACCCCCACCUGCAACUGAGGCCGAGACUGAGGCUGUUGCUCCUGCCGAGAAUGUUGAGGAGGCCACUGUUGAGGAUGCAAAGGAAGACGUGGAGGCGGACCCGGCUAAGAAGGCCACUAGGGGCAGGGGAAGACCUGCAAAGGCGCCGAAGGCAGCCGCUGUGGCAGAGACGCCGAGAAAGACGAGGAGGACUAAGGCGUAG
This is a messenger RNA of Diaporthe amygdali, 1779 nucleotides long. Its product is annotated as ribosomal biosis protein gar2. Gene Ontology annotation, biological process: maturation of LSU-rRNA from tricistronic rRNA transcript (SSU-rRNA, 5.8S rRNA, LSU-rRNA). The coding region runs from base 1 to 1779 and encodes 592 amino acids. The record is from RefSeq and is a predicted model, not a curated record. Lineage: Eukaryota; Fungi; Ascomycota; Sordariomycetes; Diaporthales; Diaporthaceae. Gene Ontology annotation, molecular function: RNA binding. Gene Ontology annotation, cellular component: nucleolus. The transcript is spliced from 4 exons.